AUGGCAGAUUCGAAAGACCAGUUCAGCAGCGGGACGGACUCGGAGAAGAACGAUGGGGUUUCGAUUACAUCUGUGCGGGGGGGCAACGAUACUCACUUUCAAGCAUUCGAAAGGCGCACUAUGCGUCUCGUCGACUUCCGCGUACUCCCUUUGCUAGCUGUAGUUUAUGCCAUCGCCCUCAUUGACCGUAUCAAUCUUGGCGUUGCUCGAACGGCAGGCAUGGGAGCGGAUCUGAAUCUUGCUGUCGGAAGCCGGUUCAGCAUCGUGACCUGCCUUUACUUCAUUCCCUAUAUCCUUGGCCAAUUACCGGGGAACCUUGUUCUUAGAUUACUUGGGGCACGUAACUGGCUUGCUUUCUGUGUAGUCGCAUGGGGUGCUGUGCAACUCGGAAUGGGAUUUGUCCCGACAUGGGGAUGGCUUAUCCUCUGCCGUGUGCUGCUGGGUCUCUUUGAGGCUCCCUUCUUCCCAGCUUUAGUUUACAUCAUAUCAACAUGGUAUAAGCGUUACGAAGUACAGAAGCGGCUUGCGGCCUUCUACCUAUCUUCUAUCACUAUUAGUGGGUUUAGCCCCAUCAUCGCGUAUGGACUCAGUCUCUUGGACGGGAAGAAGGGGAUCGCGGGCUGGGAAUGGAUCUUUAUCAUCGAAGGCGCAAUAACUAUCGCUCUCGGGAUCGUUCUUUUCUAUGCCCUCCCCGACUUCCCCGAUAAAAACACAUUCCUCACGCCCGAGCAAACUGCCUUCGUCCUCAAACGCGUAGAAGACGACAGAGGCGACUCCAUUCCUGAUAAGAUUACGUUCAAGAAGAUUCUGACGCAUUUAGGCGAUUGGACGAUUUGGGCGUACGGCGUCAUGUUCAUGUGUGCCACAACACCUGCUUACGCCAUGUCCUACUUCAUCUCGAUCAUCCUUGAAGGAAUGGGAUACAAAGCGAAGUCGGCUCUUCUCCUCAGCGCUCCACCCUAUGGUCCCGCGUUUGUCUCGGCAAUGGCUUUUGCCUGGCUCUCGGAUAAAACACAGAUCCGAUCCCCGUAUAUCGCUAUCCAAGCUGUCAUAGGUAUAGUUGGUUUGGCCCUCAUGGCUUACGCGCCACAAAAUGGUGUUCGGUAUUUCGGCACGUUCCUCGUCAAUGCAGGUAGUUCAGGCUGCAUCCCGGGUAUUUUGGCAUACGGCGCGAAUAACGUCGUAUCUCAAAGCAAACGAGUUGUUCAGUCAGCCGUAACAGUAGCCUUUGGCGGCAUCGGCGGCAUCAUCGCUUCCACAGUCUUCCGCGAAGUUGAUCGUCCGAAAUACGUUCCAGGCUUAUGGGUAACACUGGGGAUGCAAGUAUUGAUAGUGGUUCUAGUAGGAGUGAUGAAUUUACACUUCAAGAGGAUGAAUCGGUUAUGUGAUGAAGGGAAGUUGGGAGGUGGGCGGAAGGUGCUUGAGGGGCAACCAGGGUUUAGGUAUACUUUAUAA
This is a messenger RNA of Pleurotus ostreatus (oyster mushroom), 1455 nucleotides long. RefSeq lists its product as uncharacterized. Bases 1 to 1455 code for a protein of 484 amino acids. The record is from RefSeq and is a predicted model, not a curated record. The transcript has 14 exons. Lineage: Eukaryota; Fungi; Basidiomycota; Agaricomycetes; Agaricales; Pleurotaceae. Gene Ontology annotation, cellular component: membrane. Gene Ontology annotation, biological process: transmembrane transport. Gene Ontology annotation, molecular function: transmembrane transporter activity.